Molecule: messenger RNA, 1587 nt
Organism: Cyphellophora attinorum
Lineage: Eukaryota; Fungi; Ascomycota; Eurotiomycetes; Chaetothyriales; Cyphellophoraceae
Product: Peroxisomal membrane protein PEX29
Exons: 2
Coding region: 1-1587 (528 amino acids)
Biological process (GO): peroxisome organization
Cellular component (GO): peroxisomal membrane
Source: RefSeq, a predicted model, not a curated record
AUGGACGAGUACACGGUCGACGCCUUCGCCAACCGCGAUGAGGCGUUACCGCUGUUGGUCGUCCCAGGCAGCGACGAUGAAAUCUCGGUCUCAGAUACAGACUCAGUGGCAUCAUCAGCGAGCCGAAGAGAUCGGCUAAAGCAGAAAGCUUCACCGUCUCGACUGAAGGAGAAAGCCCAGGAACGACAGGCAGAACGCGCGGAAGAGGGCAAAUCAGCAUCACUACAAGACCGCCUUUUCGCCAAAAUCAUCAGCCAGGCCUUCCCAGCAGACAUAAUUGACGAUGAGGACGAUACACCCACCAAGGAUCGUCGAUCCUCCAAGUAUGUUUCGCGGCCAGCGUUCUCGAUGAUGGUGAUGGCGAAUAAUUUCCGCCGCUUCAACGCUCGUAUCGGCAUAGUGUUCGUCUUCGAGAACCAAAUGAUCCGUCUCUUCACCUGGCGACAUCCUACGCACACCCUCUCCCUGCUGGCCACUUACACUUUCGUCUGCCUGAAUCCAUACCUUCUGGCAGUCCUCCCACUAGCAGUCGUCACCCUCUUCAUCAUGAUCCCAGCAUUCAUGUCCCGGCACCCACCACCACCCGCACAAACCCACACCUCAGCAACCACCCCGUACUACGCGACCUACACCGGUCCUGCCAUCGCCCCUGCACGAACCAUCAAGCCAGCGUCCGAGACCUCCAAAGACUUCGUCCGCAACAUGCGCGACCUGCAGAACUCCAUGGCCGACUUCUCCAACGCGCACGACACCCUCGUCGCGCUCAUCGCCCCGGCUACCAACUUCUCCGACGAGAUCCUCUCCUCCACUAUCUUCCUAUACCUCUUCUUCCUUACCCUCGCACUGUUCAUCGCCGCCCACCUCUUUCCCUGGCGCCUCAUUAUCCUCACUGCAGGUUACGCCCUCAUCAUCUCUGGCCACCCCUCGGCGCAAAGCUGGCUGCACAAACACCAGAAAUCCUUCCUGCGAGGCAGCAGCAGCACCUCCAUCAGAGAAUCCAUCAAAUCCACGCAACAGAAACCCGCGGUCUUCGACGCCAUGCUGAACGCUCUCCCAACACCACCGGCCUCUCUACACCCCCUAAUAACCUCCCUAAACACCAUGACCCUCUCCUCCCAACCCCCAACCGCACUCGUCGAGAUCUUCGAACUCCAGCACCAAUGGCAGCCCCACCUCUUCACCCCAACCCCCUACGACCCUUUAAGUCCCUCUCGGAUCGCAGGCGACCGCCCUCGCGGCACGCGCUUUUUCGAGGAAGUCCAACCCCCCAAAGGCUGGGAGUGGGGGAGUAAGAAAUGGGAAUUGGACCUUGAAGCAGGCGAGUGGGUGAACGAGAGACUGGUGGUGGGUGUUGAGUUUGGCGUCAGCGGCUCUGAGGAGGCCGGCGUCAACGACAUUCCUGCCGGACGGAGUGAGGACGUCGCUGGUGGCGAUGGGCUCGGACCGCUGCAAAGGAGGAGCUCAGGAGGCGCGUACAAUGGCUGGGUCUGGGAUCUCCCGCCUCCACCGGGCCAGGGCGGGAGGGAAGAGGAGGUGUGGCUGGCGUAUGGGGAGUAUGAUGUUCCAAGGCGGAGCGGGAGAGGCUGA